UAAUUUGCUUAAUAGCACGACACUCUUUUGAAUAAUACCAGCCAAAUACGAAAUACCAUAUUAUAAUAAUCUACAAUCAACCUAAUCAACAUGCGUCAAUCCGUUGCUAUCCUUAUCGCAAGCGUCGCGGUCGCACAAAGCGCAACAAUCGACUACUUCUUCCCCGGUGGCUACGAAGGCUAUGAGCCCAUCGCUUCUAUUGUCAAGGUAGACGGACCCACGGUCGUUGCCCAGCUUACCUGCCCUACCACCUUACCCGACUACGACGACACCGAAUGCGGCUGGGGACCCGGCCUCGAGCUCACUGUUAUCUCGUCCGCCACCUUCGUGGGCACCAUGAAGGCGCCGCAGGUUACAAUGACAUACUCUUGCGAGGGCAAGAAGAAUGAGAAGUCCAUGACUUGCGACGCGAGCAUCGGAGGUGCCGGCGCAAACUCUCCCAUGAGCGAAAAUGCGGUCUUGUCUGGAACUGAUGCUCAGACUGCAACAGCUCAGGUCACUGCUGGAUGGGAUAAGCUGAGUGCUACCACCGGUGCUGCAUCGUCUAGCGUUAAAACAAGCGCCAGCCCUGCUCCUACCACUGGCCCUGCUGCUACCGCCAGCCAGGCCUCCGCUACCGCUGGAUCAAGCACUGUCGCGUCUGCGCAAACUACGGAGACUGGGGCCGCCUACCAAUUAGGUGUUAAGGGAUCUGCGCUCUUUGCCCUUGCUGGAGCUGCUGCUCUCAACGCGUGGUAGAAGUCUGGGGAGAUGGAAAGUCAAAAACGGGAGGAUUCUUCGAUUUACAUAAUGGCAUUUGCCUUGAUUGCGAGAUCACAUUCACUUCGCUGAACAUAGAUUAGAUCGAAGCAUAUACGAGAGGCAAAUAGACCGAUUACUUUUCGACAGAAGAUCAUCAGAUACGUCAGAAUCCUGACCCCGUAACCCCAGUACGGCUCCACAAUGUCCCCA
Molecule: messenger RNA, 951 nt
Organism: Aaosphaeria arxii CBS 175.79
Lineage: Eukaryota; Fungi; Ascomycota; Dothideomycetes; Pleosporales
Exons: 1
Coding region: 91-738 (215 amino acids)
Source: RefSeq, a predicted model, not a curated record